Messenger RNA from Megalobrama amblycephala (Wuchang bream), 1904 nucleotides. RefSeq lists its product as uncharacterized. The record is from RefSeq and is a predicted model, not a curated record. Bases 894 to 1745 code for a protein of 283 amino acids. Lineage: Eukaryota; Metazoa; Chordata; Actinopteri; Cypriniformes; Xenocyprididae. The transcript is spliced from 9 exons.
UUGCAGGUUAAACAUUUUUUUCGAGAUGAAUAUAUAACCUUGUACAAAAUACCAUAUUAAAAGGUACUGCAUGAUUUUAAAGUGUUUUGCAGGACAUAAGAGCAUAAAUUUAGUAGAUAAAGUGACGGUCUCUGUAAAAAACGCUUUUUUUUUCAGCAUCGCGUCAUUUUACAUCAUGACAGGGAAACUUUUUUGCGCGCUCUACGUUGACUCAGUGCAGAUUAGGUUGGUAUUGAAUAGGAUCGGUCGCGAGUUAGUGUGUUUUCGGUAGUUUUCUCAUCAAAAUUGUAUUCAGUUUAUCGUCAUGGUAAAUUAUUGUGUUUGUGGGGGUUGCACAAACUCCAACCUGUCAGGACAUCGAGUCCACAGGUUUCCAAACAAGAAAAAAGACGGUGCUAUCUUCCGUGCCUGGGUGCGUUUUGUGCAGGUGAAGAGACGGGAUUUCACUUCUGCCUCUGCCUCAAAAAACGCGGUGGUGUGUAGCAUUCAUUUUACACCGGAGGAUUAUAAUCCCGGUGAUAUGAUGGAGGUCAACAUGGGAUACCGAAGCAAGAACCAAGUGAGACUCAUAGCUGGUGCGGUUCCUUCGGUGCACGCAGCAUCUUCAUCGGCCGCCGGCGGGAUCCGUCACGGAUCCGUCAGAGAUGCAGCUCGACGAAAACGUGAACUGUGCACCGAUUUGGGAGACAUUGCAAGCAAUGAAAGGGAAGCUGCUUCUUCAGCCAGUGCUACAGUGUUUGAUGACCCAGAGCAAGAGGCUUUCCCCUCACUAGCUCCUCAAUCAUCUGUGCUUCACUUUGGCUCACAGUGUAACCUUAGACCUUCACAUCGUUCAUCAGCUGUCCAGGCACAGCCCAAGAUGGUCAGUGUGGGGGACUCAGACCGAAAAGUGCAUGAAACAAACAUCAACUCCGCUGCCCAGUCCUGUGCACAGCGAUGAUGAUGAAUCCUCUGUUUUCAUGGAUGAACCUGGUGAUGUGUCAUGGAUCCCAGAGGAAAUGAGAAGUGACUCAUCUGAUGAGGAACCACUACAGGAAUCUUACCCUGAAUUCAAUGCUGCUGACAAGUUCAUUGUGUGCCGAAGCCAGCUGAUGUCUCUCUUUACAAAAUGCCCAGCCUGUCAUGGGGAAACCCAAGGAAAUUUUGAGAAGCAGGAGGGAACUUUUGUAAAAAUAAAGCAAGUCUGUGAAGCAUGUGGGUAUCAGCGAUUUUGGCAGAACCAGCCAAUACUGCAUCGAAAUAUGCCAGCCUGCAACCUCUUACUGAGUGGGGCCAUCCACUUUUCAGGUUGCAUGGCUACCCAGACCAUCAGGAUGUUGAAGCUGUUUGGGCUUCAGAGCAUCAGUGUCGGCACCUUCUUCCGCCAUCAGCGCUUGUACACAAUUCCUACCAUCGUGCAGGCAUGGCAGAAUGAGCAGGCAGCGGUCAUUAGAGAUCUGCAUGAGAUGAGGGGUGGAUUGAUCCUGUCUGGUGACUGCAGGUCAGAUUCUCCUGGCCAUUGUGCAAAAUAUGGCACAUACUCCUUGAUUGAGGACAGAAUCAACAAGGUAUUAGAUCUUCAACUUGUCCAGAGCUCAGAGGUCCCAAGUAGCUCCUGGUGUGAGUUAGAGGGUCUAAAGCGAAGCAUAAGGUUUCUGACUGAGCAACAAUUGCAAGUGUCAGCCCUCAUCACAGACAGAAAUCGCCAGGUUGCCAAGUGGGUGCGGGAGGAGUUGCGUCCAAAAGGAACAAGCCAUUUUUUUUGACAUCUGGCAUAUUGGCAAAAGUCUAGGGAAAGCUUUGGAUGCUGCUGCAAAGGAGAGGGAUUGCGAAGAUCUGAAGCUGUGGAGGCCAGCAGUUAUUAAUCACCUCUACUGGACUGCAGCUUCCACUCCUAAUGGAGAUGCAGAUGUGAUGGAGGCCAA